This is a messenger RNA of Mercenaria mercenaria, 3821 nucleotides long. Its product is annotated as tyrosine-protein phosphatase non-receptor type 1-like. Gene Ontology annotation, biological process: protein dephosphorylation. Gene Ontology annotation, molecular function: protein tyrosine phosphatase activity. The record is from RefSeq and is a predicted model, not a curated record. The transcript has 9 exons. Bases 88 to 1671 code for a protein of 527 amino acids. Lineage: Eukaryota; Metazoa; Mollusca; Bivalvia; Venerida; Veneridae.
AAUUUCAUUUCCGUCGAAGAUAGGAAAUAUGGCGACCUACGCACUUGACUGAAAGGAAGUUCGACAUAUUUCCUUUAUACUUCCGCAAUGUCGUCAAAAAUCGAAAGGGAGUUUCAUGAAUAUGAGUCCCAUCAUCUAUGGCCUCAAAUUUACCAGAAAAUAAAGAAUGAGGCAUCCCUGAUCUCAAUAAAUGAUAAUCUAUCUGUUGGUGAAGCCAGAAAGCCUGAAAACAGAAGUAAAAACAGAUACAGAGAUGUUAGUCCAUAUGAUCACAGUCGAGUUGUUCUGCAAAAGGUGCCAGAAGGGGACUCUGAUUAUAUCAAUGCCAGUACUAUAUACGUCCCUGAGUCAAACAGGACCUACAUUCUGUCACAGGGUCCUCUGGAGCACACAGCUGGCCAUUUCUGGCAGAUGAUCUGGGAACAGAAUACCAAAGCCAUUAUAAUGUUAAACAGAGUUAUUGAAAAGGGAACAUUAAAGUGUCACCAGUACUGGCCGCUAGGUGAGGAAGAGGAAGAAGAGGAGCUGACUUUCGAGGAAACAAAUCUGAAGGUUACACUGCAGGAAGAGCAAGGCUAUCAACAUUAUACUGUCAGAACCUUUGAUUUAGAAAAUUUAGAAACGAGUGAAGUUAGAGAAGUCUAUCACUUUCAUUACAUCACAUGGCCAGAUUUCGGGGUACCCUCUUCUCCAGUUUCCUUUCUCAUGUUUCUCGAGGCUGUUAGACAGAAGGGGGUACUGGAGCAAAAUGUGGGGCCAGCAGUUAUACACUGUAGUGCAGGGAUUGGCCGCAGUGGAACAUUUUGUCUAGUGGAUUCUGCUUUGGUGCUGGUUGAGAAGAGUGGAACAUUGGAAGGAAUUGACAUCAAGUCUCUACUGAUCUCAAUGAGAUCAUACAGAAUGGGUCUGAUACAGACGGCAGAGCAGCUCAAAUUCUCUUACGCAGCUAUCAUUGCUGGAGCACGGAAAGUGCUUGCCCUAGCUGGUGAUAGAGAUGCUGGUAAUAGGGAAGUCAACAACGUACUUGACGACUACUUAUAUGUGAGAGAUGAAGCACCACCCCCACCCCCUCAAAGGGUAGAGUCCCUGUCAGCAAACAGACGAGGACAGAAUCCGCCACCCCCUCCUCCAAGGAGCUACCCUGGGGAUGAGGAGCCUGCUGCAAAACAUCCUAAACUUGACUCGACGACAGAUAUACCUCAGAAACUCCAGAGAGAACAUGUCAUGGGGGGAACGAAUGAUUUAGACUCAGAAAGUGAUAAGAGUGGUACUAGAACUUUACCCACUGGGGGCAGAGAUGAAAAUAGGCAGCUUGAAAAACAGGACUCUGAAAAUAAUAAUCCAAAUAAGGAAGGGGAGGUAACAAAAGAUGAAGAGAAGAGGAGUAGGGACAGUGGAGGAGGGUGUCAACAGGUUGAGGGUGGAAAUGGAGAACCAGAGCAGCACACAGGGAACUCGGUAUCGGAGCAUGUCAGUGAAACACAUAUAAGACAGAGAAGGCAAGAGGAGCGGCAUAAAAGGAAAGAAAAAACACAAGAAAUGAUCAGCAAAAUGAGAGAAAAACAAAAAUCUAGUGAAACUUGGAAGAAAAGGCGUUCAUAUUUCAAGCCAAUAGCAAUUGGACUGUCAUUGCUGGUUGGGACGUAUAUACUAUAUCGGCUGUAUUGGUAGCUAGAAUACAAUUUGCUUUUAGAGAAAUACAGAUAUUUUUGAAGUGUGUGAGUCAUGUUUUUGAACAGCGUGAUCAAAUGUUCAUGUAAUUUGAUAACAGUCAUAAUGGUACAUUUUUUGUCUGUAAAAAAAGAAGUCGUGUUAAGUGUGAAAAAAAGUGUGCAAGUGGUCAAACCUGCUCUUUCAGGCAACACUGCUAGUUACCAAGCAUUACUGUUGGACCACAUUAGCGAAAACUCAAUGGGUCAAGCAAAAUUUGUUCAAGUUAUCGUUAAUUGGAGCCAUCGAAAAAUAUGUUAUAGGAAUUUUGCCGGGACCUGGUUAUGAGUUUGAGCUAAGGAAAGUGUUUGAAUUACCCGAUUUUGAGCGAAAAAGUUGGACUGUAUGUAUAUCAUGGUUGAGUGGUUAUGGUCACUGACUUUGAAUCACUGGUCCCUCAUCGAUGUGGGUUUGAGCCUAGGUGUGUUGAAUUCUUCAUGUGAGGAAGCCAUCCAGCUGGCUUACGGAAGGUGGGUGGUUCUACCCAGGUGCCUGCUGGUGGUGAAAUAAUGCACGGAGGGGCACCUUGGGUCUUCCUCCACAGUCAAAAGCUGGAAAGUUGUCAUAUGACAUGUAAUUGUGUCAAUGUGACGUCAAACCCAACAGUCAAUCAAUCUUGAUGGAAUUAAACUUCCUUGAAUAGAAAAAAUAACAGAUUUAAUAGAUGUUGGAGGCAGCCUUUUUAAAGGUGUCGGUUUGUGCAGGUUUGACUGUGUUUGACGAAGUGUAACUGUAAGUAACUAUAAACAGUUUUAACUGUAUAAAUUUAGCAGUCAAACUAGAGGGUUAUUUUAAUAGGGCUAUACAUGAGAUUUCAUAGAUAACAUUAUAUUUUGUUUAAUUUGAUAGAUUUUUUUAAAUCUAAAUUUGGUGAAUCUAUCACAUACUGAUAAACUUAUGAAUAUAAGUUUUUGUCUUUUGAUUUUCUUUUGAUAUACCAUUGGAUACAGCAUAGAGGUAACAGCCGGGUUAUAAAAUAGUUACUGUCCGUACUGGAAAUCAAGAGACGUAACAUCAUACUAUUAAUCUUAACUAGAGAUAAUAUAUUACUAAAACUUGAAAGAAUUACAACAUAGGCAGCAUUAACAUUAACAAAUAGUUUUCUGCUUUCUGAGUAUAAGUUUUUCAGUAUUCAGGACUUGGAAUAAUUUUGUUGUUUAGGGUCUGAGUGGAAUAUUUUUGUUGUGUUUUAUUCAGGGAUACCAUGUGUGUGUUUUUUUUUCAUGCAUAGCAACAAGCAGAAAUGCAGUUGAAGGGUAAUGAAAUCUGCUCCGUUACAUUGUGCCAGUUUUAGAAAAUUCAAUGUUUAAUAUUUCUGAUGUAGUCAGUUAGUUCAAAAUUUGUCAGAUGAGAGGUCACGUGCCAUGUGAGGCAGUCUUUUUAUGCCCCCAAAGGGAGGCAUAUUAGUUUUCAACUGUCCGUCCGUUAGCUCGUUAGUUCGUCACAACGUUAACUUCUUGCAUGAAGGCACUUUACUCGCAAACCAUUGCACACAGGACCUUCAAAUUUCACAUGCUGAUAGUACUUCUUAAGUACACAACCCCUACUGACUUUGGGAUCACCAGGUCAAAGGUCAAGGUCACCUGGUCAAAGGUCAAGGUGCUGCGAGGGCAUUUGUCACCAUUAGUGACAGCUCUUGUUUUGGGAUGUUUUUGAUAUAAGAUAGUCAAUUCAUUCUUUGAUGAUUUGACCCAAGAUGACAUGUUACAAUUCAUUCGUCCUCCACCACUUACUAAUGUGAGGAAGCUGUCAGUUACUUGAAGAAAACAAAUUGGUACUGGUAUUGAUACGAGGAACGUAGGUAGAGUUUUGUUAUUUGGAUAUACUUAUUUAGAUGCAAAAUUUCCCAAAACAAUAACUUCAUGUAGUCAGUUUAUGACAUGAAAUAUUUACUUCGUUAGUAUUGUUAUAUUUCCAUUGUGGACCAAAGUUUUUAUGCUAAGCUUUAUACAGGAAUAGAUUUUCCUGAUUUUGUAUUAGAAGAAGCAUAAACUUAAACUGUUCUAUCUGAAGUGCAUGAAAAAUGCUUUUAUCAGGAAUCUGAAGAUUAUGCCAGCAGCAUACAUCAAUACUCAUACACCUGCAGCUCGGACUUCCCACUGAGACGCACA